CAUACCUCAGCUACAACUCACCAACGCACCUAUCGUCCAAGAUUGAUUGCUACUGGGCGCUCGAAAUACUCGCAAAACUCAACGCCUGCCGUUGCUCCUGUCGAUUUUACUCCCAGUCUGCUCGCCUGUCGGUGGUACACUAGACAAAAUGACAAUUGACGAUCCGGUCCAGACGUCACAAUUCCUCCUAAAAAAACCUCCAGUCUUUUACAGCGCAAAGAUCCCCUUCAAGCAUUGGCAGCUCCGGUCGCUCCUCUGUUCACCCGCUCCAGACCUCCUCUACUACCCGUCGAACAACCGGAUAUAUUCGCUGAACACCGCCACCCGAAAGCGUCGACUAGUCGCAACUCUCCCGUUCAGCCCGAGAUGCAUCGGCGCUCGCUAUGGUUGGGUGUGCGCCGGAGGUGCUGACCACGGCCACUUCGCGACCAUCCGGGUACGGAAGUCCGAAGACCGCGAUGGCGACGGCGACGGCGACGGCGACAAUGAUCCGUUUGCCACUGGGCCGGCUUAUGACACGAUGUCGCUCGACGGCGAGGACGAGAGUUCAUCGGGCAGCAGUAGCGGGAGGGCGCGUCUCAACGUGAAGGAGCUCGGUGGCUACAUAGUGAAUUCAGUCACAUUGCACAGACCGCCAUCGUCGGCAAGUGAUGACGAUGUGCUCGCCGUUUUGACUAAUAACGACAAGACGGUUCGAAUCUUUCAUUUGGCCGACAACCGAGUAAUCACUACACUUCAUGUCGACGUCUCGACCAACCAUGCUUCGAUCUCUCCCGACGGACAGCACCUGGUCGUAGUCGGCGACUCCCCCGAAGUGUACUUCUACCAUCCGGCCAACACUGGUUCCCGCAGUGGCUCGCCCGCUACUGGCAUCGGCGAAGCUGGAUGUGGGUCGUGGAUCCUAUCUUCGCAUCCGCCGCUUAGUGCUGGGACCGAAAACGAUGCCUUGAUGUCAACCAGCUUCUCGUCUUCGUCACUCCAUUGCGCCGUCGCUUCGCAAGCUGGCAUCAUCACCAUCUUCGACACACGAUAUCUUGCCUGUGAUGACGGCUGCGAUCCAUUGGUCAAAGUGAUUACUUCGUCUCGCGCAUUCAAGGAGCCUGGUGCCGUCCGUAGUGUCCAAUUCUCUUCAGCGCCUUGGGAUCUGCUGGUCUGGGCUGAACACUGCGGUAGGGUUUGCAUUGCUGAUGCCAGGAGUAACUUUGCGCGCCGACAGAUAAUCGAUAUUCUUUCGGGGAAAGAUGAAUUGAUUGAGGCUGAAGUCGAGGAAGUCCAGGAUCAUCCGUCAGCUUGGGAUAUUUCGCAGAGCCUCGGCAGUCCCACCACCCUUCCCACCGGUAGGCAUUCCAGAGACGACGAGGAGGCGGAAGAGCGCAUCUUAAUUUCGGGCGAUACAUCCAUAAACGAACUCGCGGGCCUUGUUAUUGACAACUCGAGCGAAUGGCUUGCCUCACGAGUGAGGAACACACCCAGCGGCCCGGUUAUUGCAGAUGCGGGAUCCUUAUCAACGGCGCAAUACCAGAUGCUUCGGAUGGCAGGCGUAGGUUCGGGUUUGCCUACUACCCCUGCCCUCCUGCGCGAUUACCGUGAGAGACAGAUUGAGCGUGAGAGGGCGCGACAACGAAUUCAUGAUCCACCGAGGCGGAGAAACUCGAUCCAUCCUUCAUACGCCGAUCAUUCGACCUCAACACCAGCAGAUCUUUCGACUGGUCCUACAUCCGCUGCUGCUACGCCGAGCGAGAGGGAGAGGAGUAGACUAUCUAGGGGUUCUACUACUAUCCCCUCACUGAGACCCCUCGAACAAAUCACCAAUCUUAUCGCCGAGCAGCGUCGCCGACAGAGAAGGAGUGGACGGUUUGAGGCCGAUGCAGCGUCAUUCUCGUAUCCGUAUGCUAGUGAUGGCGUGGAUAUUACGGGGUGCACUCUGGGACCGGAUGGAAAGAAGCUGUAUGUGGCCACCGAUGGAGGUGUCGUCGAAUACGGAAUCGAUAUCGGUGGGAGGAAAGUCUUUCCUAGCAUGACUCCUCGGUAAUUAUUGUGAUUUUGCGUAUUUGGCGGGUGCGUGUUUUUUUGUAUUGACACAUCGUCCCAUUUGUUUUUAUUCUGCGGUCAUCUUGGUCUCCUAUUUCGCUUGCUUGCAUAAGGUGUUCACUUCUGGGCGGUCAGUUGUUUCCGUGUUGGCAUAUGAUGGUCAGAAUCGUGUACCCUCUAUGCUUUUCUCGUUCGGGUCCCGCCUUGUUGAUAUCUUUGGUUCGAAUUCUUUUGGCUGGUGGUGAUGCGUUUGGACGUCGAGUUCAUCCACCUUUGGGCGUUGGUGCAGGUCCUUUUUCAAUCCGCUCUUUAUCAUCGA
Molecule: messenger RNA, 2350 nt
Organism: Tricharina praecox
Lineage: Eukaryota; Fungi; Ascomycota; Pezizomycetes; Pezizales; Pyronemataceae
Exons: 5
Coding region: 149-2032 (627 amino acids)
Molecular function (GO): protein binding
Source: RefSeq, a predicted model, not a curated record